Leucoraja erinaceus (little skate) is the source of this 1455-nucleotide messenger RNA. RefSeq names its product wingless-type MMTV integration site family, member 10b (gene wnt10b). Gene Ontology annotation, biological process: cell fate commitment; neuron differentiation; canonical Wnt signaling pathway. The record is from RefSeq and is a predicted model, not a curated record. Gene Ontology annotation, molecular function: frizzled binding; cytokine activity. The coding region runs from base 292 to 1455 and encodes 387 amino acids. Gene Ontology annotation, cellular component: extracellular region. The transcript has 4 exons. Lineage: Eukaryota; Metazoa; Chordata; Chondrichthyes; Rajiformes; Rajidae.
AGACAGAGGGAGAUAGAGAGUGACAUCGAUAGCGCCAGUCAUCUGGCAAAAACGACUGAUCUAUCCACGUUCAAUCUGCCUUUGAACCGAGUGGGGAUUUUCUCUCUCUCUCUCUUCCUGUGACUUUUUAAAUCCUGACUGACUCAAUCUAGCGGCUACACGGAGCAGCGGAGCAAGGAAAUGAAACAUGAUACUGAGGAGGAGAUGCAAUUAUCCUGAUACUCUCUCGCUGCUUUGGAAAAGUAGAUUGUACAGUGAUCGCAAAUAGUUCCCGGUCUGUUGGCACCCAGUAUGGCAACGUUUCCCAACUCCGGACAUAUGUCUCUGCUUCUCACAAUCUCGCUCAUCGUAUACCGCGCGUCCGGGAAUGAGAUCUUGAGGUUGAAGAUACCAGCGGACCCGAUUCUGACUGCCAACACUGUGUGUUUGUCGCUGCCGGGGCUGAGCAGGCGCCAGCUGGGGCUUUGCGUGAGGAGUCCCGAUGUGACUGCCGCCGCCGUUCAGGGCAUUCAGAUCGCCAUUCACGAGUGCCAGCACCAGCUCUGGGAUCAGCGGUGGAACUGCUCCACCCUGGAGAACGGCGGGGAAAUCCUGCAAGACACCGUCAUCUUGAACCGAGGGUUCCGCGAAAGCGCUUUCAUGUUCUCCCUGCUCGCCGCCGGGGUUACACAUUCGGUGGCCACCGCCUGCAGCCUGGGCAAGCUGAACGGCUGCGGUUGCGAUCAGAGGCGGAGGGGAGGAGAAGAGGACCAGAACCUGCGCUUCAAACUCUACCAGCUCCGGGUACAAGCCUUGACCCAGGGCCUCUCCGUCUCCGUUCCCAAGCCCGAGGAACGUUUCUCCGGGAUCCAGGACUCCUGGGAAUGGAGCGACUGCAACCACGACAUUGAGUUCGCGGAGAAGUUUUCCAGGGACUUUCUGGACUCGAGAGAGACAUCGAGGGACAUCCACGGGAGAAUGAGACUCCAUAAUAACAAGCUGGGAAGGCAGGCAGUCAUUGACAACAUGAAACGCAAGUGUAAGUGCCACGGCACUUCUGGCAGUUGCCAGUUUAAAACAUGCUGGCAAGUGACCCCUGAUUUCCGACGGGUCGGGGCCGUGCUAAAGGAGCGCUUCCAGAACGCAGUCCUCAUCAAAACUCACAAUAGGAAUACAGGCCAGUUCAGCCUCAAGCAAAGCAGGAGGCGGAUUUACAAGGACAUGGUGUACUUCGAGAAGUCUCCCGAUUUCUGCGAGAAGGAUCUCGGCACAGACUCGCCGGGGACACGGGGAAGGGUUUGCAAUAAGACCAGUCAAGGGAUGGACAAUUGUGACAGUCUGUGCUGCGGGAGAGGGCACAACAUCCUCAAGCAGAGCCACAGUGAACGGUGCCACUGCCGAUUCCAUUGGUGCUGCUCCUACGUGUUGUGUGACACGAGGCGCAGUGUGACUCAGUGGGUCAAUGUAUGCAAAUAA